Messenger RNA from Rotaria socialis, 468 nucleotides. Lineage: Eukaryota; Metazoa; Rotifera; Eurotatoria; Philodinida; Philodinidae. The record is from the annotation of a GenBank genome assembly.
AUGGUUGGUGUUCAGCAUGGUUUGAACCCGGCUUCAUUGCCAUCGAGUUGGUCCAAGUGUCAUCAAAGUCUUUAUAGUGAUGUCUUGCAUCAGGCUAAUGUGACUGGAAUCCUUCGUGAUUGUAACAAGAGCUUUCUUUUACUUGCUUGUCGACCUGUUAACAAUACCCAUUUCACUGUAGCUGCUAUGGGCUAUCGAAGUGAUGUUCUCUAUGAUUGUGGCAGUGGUACCACUUGUACUCAUGUAGCAAACGGAGUCGGCUGGUACUUUUCUGACAAUUACUCGUGGGGUUUUGUAAAUGGCACUGAAUCAGUCACACGCAACAGAUGUGAUACACACCCUAUACAAGGUGGUGUGAACAAACUCUGCUGGCAUACAAAUUGGAACAUAGGUGGUUAUAAAUGUGGUUCUAACAUUGAACUAAAUAGUGACGGGACAUAUGCGCGAUUUAUCUAUCAUUCAGAUUGA